UUACUGCGAGUGCUUAAUAUAAAGUCUCUGCUCUGCUUUUCCCCCAGGCCAGCGUCAUGUGUCCUCCACUGCAGUGCCUAAAUAUGGGCUUCCUCCACUCCAAAUAUGGACAUCUACGUCACGGCAAGAGGGUAUAAAAGAAGCGGGGAAACCUCUCAGCUCAGAGAGCCCUGAGAGCCCACAAGAGCAACUGUUAGAGCAGAGCUAGAUAGACAAACACAUAGAACUCCCUAACUCAGACAUAUCACAACAAAAGUAAAAAGUAAAUUCAAAACAACAUCCAUCCAAGAAGUCAUUUAAUACACAGAAAAAAAAUCAAGAUUAAUCUGUUGAUUAAUUUUGAUGAAUCUUAGGGAAUGAGUAUAAAGGACACUUUUGAUUUCUUCUGAAAAGACAAGUGGAUCUUUAUUCAUCUCUGAGAAAAAGGAAAACAACAGGACAGCUGGAAAACGAGAGCGGAGCAAAGCAGCAAACAGAUCUUCCUCGGCAUCAGCAGAAGUGUGCAGCGCUCCCUGAGCUGGGCUAAGUGUUUUCCUCCACCUGCGAGGCACCACUCUACCAGCGUGCAACCAGCCUCUGUGCAUUCCUCAUCAGUCACCAGCGCAGCCUCAGCCCUGCAGCUCAAGCACCAGCAGAGGAUGGCUGCAGCCAAGACCGAGAUGAUCCUCCCAGCCCUGCAGAUCUCAGAACCUUUGAGCUUCCCUCACUCCCCCAUGGAUAACUACCCCAAGCUGGAGGAGGUGAUGAUGAUCAGCUCUGGGACCCCCUUCCUUACCGCCUCCGCACCUGAGGGUGCAGGUUUUGGCUCCGGAGAGCCAGGGGAGCAGUACGACCACCUUGCUGGAGAUACGUUACCUGAUAUCCCCUUUAACUGUGAGAAACCAGUGUCAGAGCAGACCUACCCCACCCAGAGGCUGCCCCCCAUCUCAUACACAGGCCGCUUCACCCUGGAGCCCGCCACCUCCUGCAGCAACAGUCUCUGGGCAGAGCCUAUCCUGGGUCUGUUCACCGGUCUGAUGAGCAACGUCCCCCCAAGCUCCAGCUCCUCCUCUGUUGCUUCACAGACCACCUCAUCCUCCUCUUCAACAGCCCCGUCCUCCUCCUCUUCCUCUGCUUCUACCUCUUCCUCAUCUCAGAGCUCCAGCCUCAGUUCCUCCAUCCACCAUAGCGAGCCAAAUCCCAUCUACUCAGCCGCCCCAACCUACUCAAGCCCCAACUCUGACAUCUUUCCUGAUCAGGGCCAGGCUUUUCAAACUUCUACUGGAGCAGUGCAGUAUCCUCCUCCUGCCUAUCCCAAUGGCAAGACCUGCAGCACAAGCUUUCCCGUUCCCAUGAUUCCUGACUACCUCUUUCCCCAGCAGCAGGGAGAGAUCAGCCUGGUGCCCCCUGACCAAAAGCCCUUCCAGAGUCAGUCAAGUCAGCCUUCCUUGACUCCUCUGUCCACCAUCAAGGCCUUCGCCACCCAGACUGGUUCCCAGGACCUUAAGAGUGUCUACCAGUCCCAGCUGAUUAAGCCUAGCCGCAUGCGCAAGUAUCCCACCCGGCCAAGCAAGACACCUCCGCACGAGAGGCCCUACGCUUGUCCCGUAGAAACCUGCGAUCGGCGUUUCUCACGCUCAGAUGAGCUGACACGUCACAUCCGCAUCCACACAGGCCAGAAACCCUUCCAGUGCCGCAUCUGCAUGCGCAACUUCAGCCGCAGUGACCACCUGACAACACAUAUCCGCACUCACACUGGCGAGAAGCCUUUUGCCUGUGAGAUCUGCGGACGCAAAUUUGCUCGCAGUGAUGAGAGGAAGAGGCACACAAAGAUUCACCUACGGCAGAAGGACAAGAAGGCAGAGAAGGCAGGAGCAGUGGUAGUAACUGCAGCACCAGUAUCGGCAGCUUCACCCGCCUCCAGCUAUCCAUCUCCCAUCACCUCCUACCCCUCUCCAGUGUCCUCCUACCCUUCACCCGUCACCUCCUGCUACUCCUCUCCCGUCCACACCUCUUACCCAUCUCCUUCAGUUGCCACUACCUACCCAUCAGUGUCCAUGUCCAACACCUUUCAGUCCCAGGUGGCCUCGUCCUUCCCCUCAUCGGUCGCUUCCAACAUCUACAGCUCCCCCAUCCCCACUCCACUAUCAGACAUGCAGACCACUCUCUCCCCAAGGACAAUCGAGAUCUGCUAAGAAAGAGCAAAGAGAAAAACUUUUUAAAGUCUCUCUGCACCCCUCCUUCCUUAAGGUUCUUUGACGGGAAAGAAAUCAGCAUCAAAAGACUUUGUUUUCCCCUCCAAAAAGCACUUUUCUGUGUGCUCCCUGUGCAGUGUUAGGUGAAUCUUGAGAUUUACCUGAAAGAGUGAAAAAGACAUGUGUCAAGGACUGGGCAAAGACUAUAGAAGAUAAAAAGGGAUUUUUUUCUGUCUUUGUAAAACAAAUGCAGCACUUCAAAUGCAUAAGGGACUCAAGAAAUGGGGAGUAGAAGCCAGCACUGACGGGUCUCUGUGAUUAGGUACAAAAAACCAAGAGACAAACCAGUACGGAGAAGAUUUCCAGCAGUUGAAGUGCAAAGGCACAUUUGCCCUUGUAGGCACUCAAAUAUUACAAAAGACACUGAAUGAUAUACAUAAGCUACCAUAUAUGUAUAUUGUACAUGUGCCAUGUUUUGUUUUUAUCAUUCUUUGGUACCAUUGAUGUGAAAAAUUAUUUGCAUAUUUGCAUUGUAUUAUUUGAAGUGAGCAGGGCCAUAUUUUCUACAUAUUUUCUCUAUUAUGUAGUGAUGAUGCUGUGAUACGUUUUGACAUUGUUUGAAAAAAAGCACUUAAGUAUUCAAGCAUGAGUAAGAGUGAUGUUAGUUUCUGUUGUAAAUAUCAUCCACUGGUACUAUCUCUUUCUCUCUUUCUCACAUGUAACAUAUCGCUUGGAUAUAUGGAAAAAUAGAGAAAAGAAAAAAACAUUUUUAAAAAACUAAACAAGACAAACGCUCCCGUUAUUUGGUGCCUUUUGUGAAGCCUUGCUGAUGUUGUGACACGGCUGUGCACGAGAGAGGAUGCACUGCAUCUCGCCUUAAGGGUUGAGGGAAUAUUUUUGUUACAGAAUGUAAGUCGUACUCAGAGGGAGGAAAAGGGACGAGGUAUGAGGGCACCGCUUCAUUUCGUUAGAAUGUAAGCAAAAAGGAGAAAAAUAAUAAAGUAUAUUUUUGUAAAACUUAAGUGUAAAUAUCCACAUCUUCAAGAGCUGGAAUGUUGAAGUUACCUACUGAGUAGGCAUGGGAUUCUUUUGUAUGUUAUAUACAUGCAGUUCAUUAUUUUGUGGUUAUCUUUAUUUUGUAUUUGUGUUUGUUAAAACAAGUGACUGUUUCUGGCUUCUAAACACAUUGAAUGCGCUUAACUGCCAAUGGGAUAUUUGGUGUACAAGAUAUCCUCCCAGAAAUGAAAUAUAAAUAAAAAUAUGAAUAUAUAUGUA
This is a messenger RNA of Sphaeramia orbicularis (orbiculate cardinalfish), 3449 nucleotides long. RefSeq names its product early growth response 1 (gene egr1). Gene Ontology annotation, biological process: regulation of transcription by RNA polymerase II. Gene Ontology annotation, molecular function: RNA polymerase II cis-regulatory region sequence-specific DNA binding; DNA-binding transcription factor activity, RNA polymerase II-specific. The transcript is spliced from 2 exons. The record is from RefSeq and is a predicted model, not a curated record. NCBI's taxonomy places the organism in Eukaryota, Metazoa, Chordata, Actinopteri, Kurtiformes, Apogonidae. Bases 639 to 2174 code for a protein of 511 amino acids.